GCAUGAUAAAAUGCCGAUGCUAGAAGAUGCCUUGUCGAAUGUACGGGUGCUGGCUGAAAUCUCGAUUGCCGAUGCGGUGCCGGCAAUUGAAGCUUACUCCACCAGCCUUCUGUAUCGAGCGGAUUUCGAUACGAACUUUCAAGACAGGAAUUCGUUUAUCAUGGGAAAUGCCAAGUUCAACGAGGAAGCUGUCGUGCAGGCUAAUUUAAACACUUUGUUGGAAGAGGGAGAGCAAUAUGCAGUCAUGAUGUACACCUGGCGAUGUUGCUCCAGGGCUCAACCGUUGCCUGCCACAGACCAAUAUGAUAAAAUUGAAGUCUACCAGAAAAUUAUUGAUGUGUAUGAACCGGAAAUAACUAAGUUGAAGAACUUCUACUAUUUUGUUAACAAAGCUACUGAAAGGUUUAUUACUGAAAUAAAACGAAUGUGCAGAAAAGAUUUCGUGUCAGAAGUGUAUUUGUGGACGCUUGGUCGGUUUAUUAACAUGUUUGCAGUUUUGGACGCGCUGAAGAACGCAAAAGCCUCGAUUAAAAAUGAUCAUGCUGCUUACCGACGAGCAAAUCAGAUCCUGAAAAAGAUGAAUGACAGUCAAAUGAUACACGAAUCUCAGAACCUAACUCUGUUUCUGGCAGACAACGACAAAAUUUCGAAAAGUUUGCAAACAAAACUUGAGCAUAUUCAAGGUGCUGAAGAUUUGCUAGCUGACGUGCUGAAUGCAUGCUGCAACAUGUACGAAAAUAAACACUAUGUGCUUCCAAAGGAAAAAGAAAUCAUGCUUAAGGUGAUGGUUUUCGGGCUAUACUUGCUGGACGGAAUGAAUAUUCCAGUUCACAAACUGGAAGAAAAGAAGAAGAUAAACGUUACUAAAAUUGACAGAUUCAUUAAAAACUUACAAGUCGUUCCCAUCUAUGGAGACAUGCAAAUUGAGCUCCCCACCUACAUCAAAAAGUUCAAAUGUUAUCACGACAAUUCUGCCCGCUGGACAUGCACACAAACCGGAAAUGUUUGCAUUCAGUCAUCAAUAAUGGACAAAAUUGCUCCAAUGAGAGUAGAGCAUCAUGCUCUCAUCGUGGAGCUGAGUAAAAUUCGAAACGAGGCGCUUUUGGGCGAAUAUUGUGCUGCUGAGAAGCUAGACCAGAGAAAUAAAGAAAUAUAUCUGGCAGCUUUGCAUUGUCUGAGGUCAGUUGCUAGCUGGAACUCAGCAAUAUCGGAAGUGUUUUCCUGGAAAUUAGUCAACCCUUCCAGGGACAAAGCACAUAAAGUUAAUGAUGACGCUGACACAGAUUACGCUUUGGUUACAAAAUAUAAUUACACUCCGGAGGAAUGUUCUGCCAUAGUUGAAGUCAUUUCGAUGAUCAAGAGCAUGCAGAAACUCAUGUUUGAAAUGGAAAGUAUGCUCGUUGAAGCAGUCAAAGGAUACACUUACUACGAACUGCAAAGUUUUGUACAGCUUGCGCUGAGAGAACCAAUUCGCCAGGCGGUCAAGAGAAAGAGGUACAAUUUACAGCAGCAUCUGCAGGCAAUCCGCGAUUGCUGCGCCGACUGGAACGACAAACGGCCUCCUGUUGAUGAUCCGGCGUUGAAAGGCGAGAAAGAUCCAAAAGGGGGUUACACGAUUAUUCUGCCCCGAAAGUCUGUCGGACCUUCCAGUACACAAUUGUACAUGGUUCGAACGAUGAUCGAGAGUUCCUUAAGUGAACGAGGAGCCGGAGGAGCUAAGAAGAAGGACUCGCUGAGAAAAGAACUAGAAGGCUCAUGCGUGCAGACAAUUGAGCAGUUCCACCAAAACAGUUACUUCUGGAGCUACAUGUUGAAUUUCAAUCAGAGUCUAUUCGACGCAUGUGAUUUAUCCCAGCUUUGGUUCAGGGAAUUCUAUCUGGAAAUGUCCAUGGGAAAACAUAUCCAGUUUCCAAUCGAUAUGUCCAUGCCCUGGAUCUUAGCCAGCCAUGUUGUCAGUUCGGACGACUGUAGUGCAAUGUUGGAACACCUCCUGGUACCAUUCGAUCUCUAUAACGACUCAGGCACCUAUGCUCUCACGAAAUUCAAAAAACAAUUUCUAUACGACGAGAUAGAAGCAGAGCUCAAUCUCUGUUUUGAUCAACUGAUCGUAACUCUAUCUGAGAAAAUCUACCAGCAUUACAAAGUGUUGUCUUCAAGUUUGCUCUUGGAUAAGAAAUUCAGAGCUGAAAAGUCUAAAUUGGGUCAAGACCUUCCGUUCCCACAUGGAAUCAGAUACGACACAAUCCUUCACCAACGUCACGUGCAAUUGCUCGGUCGAUCAGUGGACCUGAAUCGCGUCAUUGGUCAGCGAAUCAAUUCGCUGUUCCAGCAGUCUCUAAGAGUCGCCAUCCGACGGUUUACAAGCCGCGAUCUACAUGGUCUGGUAGAGCUGGACACAUUACUCGAAGUGAAUAAAUUAUGUCACAAACUUCUCAGCGAAUUCGUUUUGCUGCCGACAUUCGAAGAUUUAGUCAAGGAGGCUAACAAUAAUAUAACAGCGCCGUAUGGCAUAAUAACUGUUCAUGUUUACCAUGAGAUAAACCAAAGCUUACUACCAGGCUACACGUUUAACUUCAGUACACAGCGAUUUGUGAAGCAGUUAGUUAGCAACGCAGGCUUGCCUCUGAAGCACCGUGAGAAUCCGUUGAGUCAUGUGGAAUUGUUUCAUCUGUUUGGGUCAGCACCGCUGAACAAAGCGUAUGCACAGAUAUGUGAUCUAAGCUCGAAGUUUAUUGGCGCGGAACACAUGAAGAUUCUAUGCAGGGUGUUGGGGUACCAAGGGAUAGCUGUUCUGAUUGAAGAGAUUGUCAAGGAAGUGACGUCAAGUUUGGUGCCCACUGACAACCUCACAGAUGUCCACCUGGCUAAUCGAGUCGUUCGACUUCUGAAGGUGAUGCCUUACGAGAACAAACUUUGCAGUUUACACGUCAAAGUAGACGAGGCACUUCAUCAGUACAUUCAGAGCCAAUACAAUCUCUUCCACAGUACCGAUAGGGUCGGACUCAUGCACUCUUUGAACCACCUGGGCAAUGCAGUCCAGCUAGUCCAGCUGCUGGAACAGAAUCUAUCGCUCGAGGAAGUGGAGGACCUGAUCCAGGCCUCUUUCUUCCAGAUGAACAUCCCGAAGCAGUUCAUCAGACCGGGUGAUAACAAAGAAGAGAAAAAGAAACGAGCAGAAGCCAAGUACAGAACGCACCACGCAGUCUCAGUAAUCGAGAACUGCUGCUCCGAAACCGAGGCAAAUAUUGUACGCGAGUCAGAUUUGCUCACAAAGGAACGGCUUUGUUGUGGACUGUCAGUGUUCGACACGUUCCUAAAGCGAAUUGGACAGACUUUGUCGAACCAUACACUAUGGCAAAAUAGGCAGGAUAAAUUAGCGGCUCUUAUGAGCGGAGCGGAUAACGGAGAGUUCUACCGACUAUGGAGCGGGAUGCAACUUUGUUACGCCAUACCUCCCCCACCCAUGUUUAAACAGUCACAUAACUACCUCGCAGUUGACGUAAUAGGAGAUGGGGUCGUCUUAGGUGCAUGCACUCUAAUGGCACUCUGUGGCCAACAGAAAAAGUUCGAAGCCACAGACAUGUGCUUUUCUCUACUUGACAAUGCAGACUGUGACGACCAGCCGCUCAAAGAAAUUCUUGUUCUCUCGAACUCGAGUGAAAGUAUAAACAUUGCGGACUUUCUGCAACGGGUGAAAUCUUUCCAGGCGCUGCACACACAGUUGUUCAACAUGAUAAACAGAUAUUUGCAAGUUCCCUCUGACAGUUCCGCGGAUAAAGUGCACAAUGUUAACGUGUACGGCGUUCAAACUGCAACUGUUAGUCGAAACUGGUGAUUCAGAAUUAUUUAUCGAACUUAAACCAAUUAUUUAUUAGAAAUAAUGUUAACAUUGUAAAGAGGAUUUUGCUAAAUUUGCUAUUUUGAAGCAUGUUUUGUCCCUUCGUUUCUUACUUAUUUCACUGCAAUUUUCAGAACAGUUUUAACCCCAGUUGCACAAAUAACCUAGAAAAUAGCUGAUCCAAUAAUUUCCUUUUCGCUAUUUUCAAAAUUCUGGUAAUUUAUAAAGUUAAUAAUUUAUUUGCUUCCGGGUCUAUUAAGAAAUUUUAAAAGAUUUAAUUCUGGCUCUCGGAUUUAAAAGACGCAGUAGAUAUUUGAAUUUUGCUGAGUAAAUUUGUUCUUCCAUCAAACAGCAAAUGAUAUUGGUGUUAGUUUUUUAAAUUUAAUUCAUAGAAGCUUGCAGUUUGAAUUCUUCUAAUUUUUGUAACAGAAGUUGAUUGCUCUAUUUGACAUUCAGCAGUAAAAUUUCAAUUUGGAAAUUUUAGCCCACCUUGCAUGUCAUUUCUAAAGUAUUUUUGUUUAUAUUUGGUUCCAUUUCGAAUGCUUGCAAAUUUUUCUUAUAAUAUAGUGAUGGAUUUAACAUUUUUUUUGAUAAAAAAGCACUUUAGUGUAAUAAGUGGAGGAAUUGACCGUGAUGGUGCAAUAUUAUUCAUUAAUGACAUAAAGAUGAUGCUAUGUAAUAUAACAACUUUAUUACAUAACGCUAACUUGCACCAGAUUAUGUAAUAGCCGGACACCUUCACCAUUUUUGCAUCGCUGUUCUAUCUUAUUGUGUCUCGAAUUGUGAUGUGUCCCUGAAAUGAUAUAAGCAAGCCAUUAGUCAGGUGGUCAUUUCAUAGUAGAAUAGCUGAUAAACAACUUUGAAUUCAUUUUUCGGUAUU
Symsagittifera roscoffensis is the source of this 4718-nucleotide messenger RNA. RefSeq names its product cytoplasmic FMR1-interacting protein 2-like. The record is from RefSeq and is a predicted model, not a curated record. Gene Ontology annotation, biological process: cell morphogenesis; regulation of translation; axon guidance. Gene Ontology annotation, cellular component: synapse; SCAR complex; neuron projection. The coding region runs from base 11 to 3835 and encodes 1274 amino acids. The transcript has 2 exons. Lineage: Eukaryota; Metazoa; Xenacoelomorpha; Acoela; Convolutidae. Gene Ontology annotation, molecular function: RNA 7-methylguanosine cap binding; small GTPase binding.